Molecule: messenger RNA, 2198 nt
Organism: Sphaerulina musiva SO2202
Lineage: Eukaryota; Fungi; Ascomycota; Dothideomycetes; Mycosphaerellales; Mycosphaerellaceae
Product: impact family protein
Exons: 1
Coding region: 95-1000 (301 amino acids)
Biological process (GO): regulation of translational initiation
Cellular component (GO): cytoplasm
Molecular function (GO): protein binding
Source: RefSeq, a predicted model, not a curated record
GAAACACAGGAAGACAAGCAAACAGAAUUACAAGCAUAAUAUGGGGCCCAGUACUGGAGCCAGUACUGGAUUUAUUUGAUUCUCCGCGCAAAUCAUGUCAGAAGAACUGCUCGAGGAGGUCAACUCUAUCAAUGCCAUCUACGGAGACGAAACCAUCACAUGUCUAGGAGAGACGUCGAACAUAUAUGCCUUGACUCUACCUUCUCAACCUAACAUCUCUCUUCGGGUCGAUUUUGCUCCCGAUUAUCCCGAUGCUCCUCCCUCCAUCCUUGGCACGCAGCACGUUGGCCACGAUACAGCCAAAGGCGAAGGGAAUUCCAUCGUUGAUCUGGUCCGCUCGAUACUGGCAGAAAUAUAUUCUCCCGGCGCACCAUGCAUCUUUGACCUCAUUGAGGAGUCCAAUCAGAGGCUUCAGCAGCUCGGCCUGGACCAGAGCUCAAAGGACGCGCAACAACAAGCUGUUGAAGCGAACGGUCAGCAUCAGGACGAUUCCCUCCACCAGGAUGAAUGGACGCGUUCUGACUCUUCCAAUCAGCCCAUAACAAAAUUAGGCGACCCGCCACUCUGGAGUGAAUCGGAUGUGGUUACGGAAAAAAAGUCCGUCUUCAUCGCUCGCGCUGCAGCAGUAUCCAGUGUGGACGAGGCCAAGUCAUUCUUGGCGCAUUUGCUCGCUACCGACAAGAAAGUUGGGAAAGCCACACAUAACAUCACAGCUUGGCGCAUACGUGGUGAAAAUGGGGUGCAGUUCCAGGACUGUGAUGACGAUGGCGAGGAUGCAGCUGGAGGCAGACUCUUGCACUUGCUGGAGCUGAUGGGAGCGUGGAAUGUGAUGGUCGUGGUCAGUAGAUGGUAUGGCGGUGUCAAGCUUGGUCCGGAUCGCUUCCGAUUGAUCAACCAAGCUGCUAGGGAUGCUGUGGUCAAAGGUGGAUUCGUUGCUGACGGGAGCACUGGCAAGGAUGGGGGAAAGAAGAAGAACCACAACAACAACAACAAGAGGUGAAAUAUCCUCUGUUAAUCUUUUCCGAUCGGCUAUUCGUAUUGAACUUGUGGCCUGCCAUGUACAUACACGGCGCACGAGCUGGUCCUUCAAUACUCUGCUGUGAACCCGAUCGUUUAUGAUCACGGAUAAAAUACAGCACGGGCUGGAUCUGAAACGAGUUGGAGAAUCUCUUCCGGGGUACCACCUACAGAGCGAGCCUGCGAAUGACAGUCCGACUUCUGGAAAUCGAAUGCUACAGAUGCCCGUAGGUGUUGGAAGAACUGCCGUGCGCAAGCCUCGCGGACAGUGUUACACGUGACAAGCUGGUUAUACUCAAAGUAUCAGCAGUCCAGCCGCGGCUGCGCUGCGCUGCGUGCCAGGCCAGGCCAGGCCAGGUACCUAGGAGGUACCUACAGUAACCAAACGUUACAUAGUAAGGAGGUGCAUGAAUCCCUCCGUGAAAUUGGACUUCUUUCUGGCAUGAGAACCGCAUGGCACGUGGGUCUGGCCUGUUCCUCAAACUCUAUAGUGACUUCCGGCGAAACUCCACGAGAUUCACUUUUUUCUCGUUUGCGCCGUACAGGGCUGCAGGCUCGAUUGCGACACUUCGAUUGGACGCUUCGGCCUUCCUGACCAGGACCAACAACUCUGUAUCGGUGGAGCCGGCUUCUAUGCUUCGAAACCUCCAAGGUCCUCCUGUAGGAAGACCAUGUGCCAAUCACGUGGUGAGGUACAUUGACAUUGUACAACUCGGUAGAUACCUUACAGAGAGGAUGAAUGGAUGGAUGCAUUAUCAAACUUCAGCUGAAAAAGAUUGAUUGAUAGCGACCAGACGGGAGAAUCAUGUGGCCGCCGGCGACAAACUACAUACUUGCAUGCAAGGCACCAAUUGGCAAUUGCCACUGCGAACUCUGCUAGCCAAGCCCAUGCAUGCUUCUUGAAUACAUACCACCUUUGGAAGUUAGAAGAAGAAGAAGAAGAAGAAGAAGCAGCCAUCUCGAGCAAGACCGGUGCGUGCAAUGCCCCCGUAAGGAGCGAAAAGCCCGUCCAUUCGCCGCACGAUAAGUGGUGAUGAAUGGGGGACAACACAUGAAUGGUGGAUACGAAAAAGAACAACAAAAAAUGCGACAUGACAUUCUGUUUCACCGACCGUUGUAUCUAGAGGCGACUCCUCUUUUUCUCUGUCUCUCAUGUGCACUUAUUGAUUUUUUCUUUACCC